AUGGAUAAGGAUGAAGAAAUUUUUUAUGACAUCAUUAAAUCAAAAAAAAAUUUAGAAAACGAGAAUAUCAAAAAAGCUAUCGAUCAAUUUAAUAUCGAAUUUGAAACUGCUAUAAAAUAAUAAUAUAGCUAAAUUCAAUCUCUGACAAUAGAUGGAAUCUAAUUUGAUUCCGAAUUAUUUGAAAAAAUAUCCAAACAAAUAAUAUCUUAAUGCCCAUUUCACUCCCUUGAAUAAAAUGAUUGGCAGUACACCGAAAAGAUUUAAAAAUUUGAAAAAUCUAAGGGAGCAUCCGAAUGGUUUAUACAGCUCGUCGACAAGAAUUUGGUACAUUUUGCCAAUUUUGUUGUAUUUAAAAAGACGGAUGAAUAAUUCAUAAAUAAUAAUAAAAUAGAUGUAAUCUAUUUUAACAAGGAUAUUAUUAUCCCACCAACAAAUUAAAAUAAUGAAUAUUAUUACUAAUAUAUAACGAGAACUGAUUUUUCUCUCGAAUAAUAAAAAUAAUAAAUCGGAGAUUUAAAUUCAAGACAGAUUUCUCUUUAUUUUCAUAAAGAAAAUCUAGAAAAUUUAAUAAAUGCCCAUUAAAAGCUUUUGGGAAAAAAUUUAUAGUUAUAAUUUAUAUUUUAUUUUAACAUGGCGCUGUUAAGAAAAUUGUUCAUAAAUUAUGAUUUCUACGGGGUUCCUUUAACUGAAAAGGAAUUUGUCAUAAAAGAUUUUAGUAAAUCUAUGAAAAAAAUAUUUUUACUAUACACAGAAUCUUGGAGCUGUUAUUUAAAGAAAUAACCUUAUAUAGAAAACAUAAAAAUAAAUAGAGAAGAAUAUAAAAUAUCAUAAAAUUUCUAUUUAUCAGAAAUAUAAUUCUAGCUAAACCUAGAAAAUUACGAAUGA
Messenger RNA from Tetrahymena thermophila SB210, 885 nucleotides. RefSeq lists its product as hypothetical. Lineage: Eukaryota; Ciliophora; Oligohymenophorea; Hymenostomatida; Tetrahymenidae. The transcript has a single exon. The record is from RefSeq and is a predicted model, not a curated record.